AUGUUUGCUGUAUUCAGAACUCUGAAAGAGCAUUGGAAAAAGAAGGUACACGAAUGGAGAAUAUCUAAUUUGGAAGCUCCAAUCUUAAAGAAAAAAGAUUUUCCAGAACUUCUGAAAGAAGUUAUCGACACAACACUGAACGCGACAAUCUUCGAAAAUGGUUUUAGAAAAUGUGGGCUAUUUCCGUGGCACCCGGAAAUAGUCACUGUUCCAUUAAACAAUGAAGACCUUCAUAAUCAAGUCACAAAUGUUGAGGGACGUAGAAGAUUUUUAGAAGAAGGGCUUCGGUUUCUCAAUCAAAGUAUUCCCCAAAGCAAGCUCAUUAUAUUUUGCAACGGAGAUAAAAAUGAGUUAGACGAAAAAGAUAUCUCACUGUUUGAACUGUGGCAAAGUACAAAAUCAGAAAUAGAAAACGGUUUGCCAAAUUCCUCUGUUGUUAUCCCUGAGCCUACCGCAGAAAACAGUGAAGAUACAAAUCUUUUAUUUAACAUUAUACCGCUCGCUUCUGGUGGCAAUAACGAGUGGCAAAACCAAAGCACAGCACAUAACAACCGGCCAUCUAAAAACAACUCUCCUACGAUUUUUGAACCAUAUUUUGAAAAUAAUAUGAACCUUUGCCAAGCUGGACCUUCUUCAGCGCCCGCGGAUUUCCCUAGCCCCUUUGCCCCUGAUGCUCUAACGCUCGCUUCUGGUGCCAUUUGCCAAGCUGGACCUUCUUCAGCGCCCGCGGUUUUCCCUAGCCCCUUUGCCCCUGAUGCUCUACCGCUCGCUUCUGGUGUCAUUAGCGAGUGCAAUAACGAAACCAUAGAAACUUCAGUGUCUGCGGAAAUCCCCAGCCCCUUUAAAAGACAUUUUUAUUAUAAGAAAAAUAAAGAGGAACCAGACAGAAAACGAUGCACAAAAGAAAGAAUGCCUUCUAUAGUUUCGGGACACUUGUGUCAAGAAUAUUUUAAAAAGAAGUUAGCAAAAAAGGAAGAAUUAGAAAAAUUAAAAAUGGAACGUGCUGCCAAAAGACAAAAGAAAAGAGAAGAAAAUGAGAAAACAAAAAAAGGGAACAUUCAGAAGCGUAAGAAAACACUGAAAAGAGGAUGCUUAAUUUUGACGAUAGUUCUGAUUCAAACGUGGAUGGUGUUUUUGCUGACAGUGAAACUGCUACUGUUUCGUCAAUGCAGAAAUGUGGGAGACAUGUGGCCUGAAAAAGUGGAUCAAUUGGACUAUGAAUGGGAAUAUGUGUUGUUCCAUAUUGACGAGCCAUUAAAAAUGAGUCAAACAAGAAAUGUAUACUCGGUUCCCGAACUAGAAUAUUUAUGGAACUAA
Pieris macdunnoughi is the source of this 1317-nucleotide messenger RNA. NCBI's taxonomy places the organism in Eukaryota, Metazoa, Arthropoda, Insecta, Lepidoptera, Pieridae. The record is from the annotation of a GenBank genome assembly.